AUGACAUCCAUGACAUUUGCGGUUCACGUAUUAGGUCAUGACUUUUUUUUUUCUCUUUUAAUAGGCUACUUCUGGCACGUGACUGAUUUUCACGUUGACAAAGAGUACUCGGCUGGCGGUAGUCGCGUCCUAUCCUGCCACCGUGGUGCCAACGACUUCGCUCUAGAUAAUACUGGGCCUUAUGGUGAUUUCUUGUGCGAUGCCCCGUUACUGCUGGCGCAGUCUGCCGUAGAAGCCAUGGAACAGAUCAAAGCAGAGGUUGACUUUGUCCUCUGGACAGGAGACAAUCUGGCACGCGGAAAAGGGCUUACUUGGACAGAGGUGUACAGCCUGACACGCUGGAUCACAACGUUGCUAAGGCGCAAAAUGGGGCAGAACCAGACCAUCAUCGUGCCCACGUUGGGAAAUCAUGACUGGGUUCCCGCCAACGCGGUGGAGUCCAUGAACGCUACGCCUUACCGCGGUUUCAUCAGCGAGGCAGGCUUCAAUCAGCUGCUCCCUGAGGAAGCGUGGGGCGCCUUCGAACGCGGUGGAUAUUACAGCCUACCACUAUCAAAGAACAUUCGCCUGGUGUGCCUCAACUCUGUGCUGUGGUACACUAUGAAUAAGGGCGGAUCGACGAGAUCAAGUGAUGACGAGCAGCUCGAAUGGCUGCGACAACAGCUUCAUGACGCACAGCGACAGGGACAGAAGGUGUUCAUCUCUGGACACAUCGGACCUGGCUUCUUUAGCCGGUCCCUUCCGAAUGCGGAUGCCCGUAUUUCUUUCUUCGAUGACAUCAACGAAGGCUACCAGGACCUUAUCGGCAAUUACAAGGACGUUGUGACUGGACAGUUUUUCGGACAUCAGCACACCAACGCCUUCGUCUUACUAUCGGACAAAGCAGGCACGCCAGUCAGCUCUGCGCAUUUGACCGGAUCGGUCACACCCUACGGAAAUGGUCAUUCGGUUUACAAAUCUAUCUCGGUUCCCACCAAUCCGUCGUUGCGGCUCUACAGCUACCGACGUUCAAGUGGCGAACUCCUGGACUACAGCGUCUACUACCUGGAUCUGCAAAAUGCCAACAUGGCGGCUUCCUUCCAGCGACUUCCAAGAUGGGAGCGCCUAUACUCGGCCGGGAAUGACUUGGGCGUGCCGGACCUGAGCACGGAGUCCAUGGUAGAAUUGGCGCAACGCAUCUCUCGCUCACCCGACCUCCUGUCGCGGUACAUUAGUUACAGCUCGUCCCUCAAGGACGUGGGACCGUGCGACGGAGCUUGCCGUCAGACGAUGCUGUGCGCUAUCCUAGCGUCCCGCCGGGCUUUCCACGUGGCGUGCCUCGCCCGUGGGACCAAGGGUCACUCUGCACGUGGUCUCCCCAUGAACGACGGCACCGAGCCUCUACCAACCAUUCGGGACGUGAUUGUAGGACUGUCCAUCUCAGUCAGCGUGGUCGCCGGCAUCGUUUUACUCGCGCUGGCCAAGAGAUCACGCAUGAUGCAAGGACCGCGCUAUGGACGCUUUUCCUGAUCUUGCAUUUAGCUCUGCAGGCGACGUAGAACCUGUCUUACAAAGCUCUACAGGCCACAAGAAAGAUUAUAUUUUCUAUGUUUUGAUAUCAGUAAGAAAAAUAUCUUAAAAUGGAACAUUUUUGAGGCACUCAUUGCCAAUUCAGCGAAUAAAAAAUUUGUUAUGCAUAGAGAAGAACCCACUGACAAAAACAUCUAACGCGUUAUCACAGCAAUAGGAGUUACACUGAUUGGAUAGGAAUAUCAGUUCCAGAAAUAUCGCGAAACAGCUUGCGAGCGAGCUUUUCCGCACUGUCGUAUUGUUGGUUUUAAUUCCUGCCACUUACUCGGCUCCAGUUUGGCCCUGGUUUGUUAGCGUCUCGGUCGGAGCAGCGCACGUCACGGCGGAUGCGUUGAGAGGCGAAGCUGCUUUGUAGCUCAUUACUCCUCGAUGUCCAAGUGGCUGAAAUGUAUUUAUUAGAAAGCGAUCUUUUUUUCAGCCAGAUGAUCAUGCUUUUAAACGUCAUUCGAGAGGUAGUUCAUCAGCGAGAUUUUUGCGUGGACCAGAGCGCCGGUGCGUCAGUAGGACAUCAUGCCUUUAAAAGCAUUUUUUGAUGUGUGGGACCGUUUUCGUUCGCGAAACUGCUCUUUUAUAUCACUUCGUAGAGUUUCUUUAAAAUGCACAGUAAUAAUUUUAUUGAUAAACUAAUGUUCAAAUCUCACGCCGUAACCCAUAACAUGCACGGAAACAUUGAGAUUGUCUUUCCUUUUUGCAUUUUUUAUGGUUUACCAGUGCACCACUCGUGCAAAACUGAUGUUGCUUGUAUACCGGAUGUGUAAUUUAUGAGUCCAACUUAAACUUCUACUCAAGGAAUCCUUUGAAAGACGCCUCGGUGAGGCAUAUUCAAGUCCCUUCGAGUACGUUGAAACUAGCGUUAUUGUUAGGCCACUGCGAGGCAAUUUUUUAAGUUUGCAAGUGGCGAUUUCUAGAAAGGCCUCAACGAACCGUUAGUUUUUACUUAAGAACUCGGGGUGGCAAUACCCUGCGAUGAAGUGCAAUUAUAUUUGCUGUUAAUUGAGCGCUUAUGCUUUACUGCUGUGCUAAAAGUGAACAGGUAUUACUAUUCG
Dermacentor andersoni is the source of this 2615-nucleotide messenger RNA. NCBI's taxonomy places the organism in Eukaryota, Metazoa, Arthropoda, Arachnida, Ixodida, Ixodidae. The record is from RefSeq and is a predicted model, not a curated record.